Molecule: messenger RNA, 10314 nt
Organism: Pomacea canaliculata
Lineage: Eukaryota; Metazoa; Mollusca; Gastropoda; Architaenioglossa; Ampullariidae
Product: rap guanine nucleotide exchange factor 1-like
Exons: 20
Coding region: 2064-5657 (1197 amino acids)
Biological process (GO): Ras protein signal transduction; positive regulation of GTPase activity
Cellular component (GO): plasma membrane
Molecular function (GO): guanyl-nucleotide exchange factor activity
Source: RefSeq, a predicted model, not a curated record
AUUAAAACUGAUCAUGAUGCUGCUGAUGCUGAUAAUGGUUGGUGCACAAAGACCCGUUCUUUUGCGAGCUGGAAUUUGAAAAUGUGUUCCGACAUGCGUGUGAACCUUAGGGGCUUGUGGUAGGGGCUGGUUUCCCUGCUGCCGGCGCCACGAGACCUUGGAUGCUGAGACAGCGGCGUGUUAUGACAUCUUGGAAAUGCAUCAGAUUCACGCGCAUGCACCCUUCUGUACGUGUGGGUGAGCGUAAGCGGGAACCUUGGCGCGGCAAACCUUCGGUAGUUUGCUUUGCCAGUCGCACGCGGAUCCCUUGCGUUUCACUUCCGUGCAAGCCAGAAGGCAUGCCGGGAACUUUUCGACACCCCAGUGCCAGAACGGUGAAACCUUAACGAGGGUUUCGCAAGCGAUUAGGAGCUCUUGCUGUGUAUUUUGUGACAGUAUUUGCUUGUGUGUGGUUGCUUAUUUCAACGUGUUUCUACUCCUCCAUUGUGCCGGAGGACCAUUGUGUGACGUUGACAUCGGUAUAUGCUUGUUCGGUCCUCCAGGGUCUGUUGGUAAAUUUGGACUAAAUGGAUGUGGUGGCAUCGGAUAUCCAGAUACUGAUUUCAUCACUGUGUAGAUUAUGCACCGAAUGCCAAUAAUAGCGGUAUAUCACCGUCAUCGAGAAGCCAGCGACGAGGACGCGCACUCGUCCGGCUGGGUGCAGGCGACACGAGGCCAGAGGUCAGACUCUUGUCAGUUAGUCUUGAAGCGGACGAAGCCAUUUUUGGCUGAAUUCGACGGAGCCCACGCGCUACCGGAUGCUGGACGAGAGCGUGCAAGGCUAAACAGUCGUCAAGGAGGAAAUACCGCGGGCUGGUCACACCCUCGCUCAUAAGACCAUGGCGACUAGAACUUGUCACAGCAACCAUCACGUGGGACGUUGUUACUGGAAAUUCUGAGCCCUGCCUGGCAAUGCAUUAACAUCAACACACCACUGACCUGCGACAUCAGUCAAUCUUUUGUCAAUGAAUGUGGGAGAUAGUGAUUAACGGAACUUCGGUCCAAUGCCCGGCUCGUUUACAGAAGAAAAGAAAGUAAGAGAGAAAUAGGAGAGAAAAAAUUAGCAGGGGAGAAGAGGGUGGUCACAAAUAUUUUGAGCUGUGAUAGUUUCCUUUGAAAAGCAAUAAGUCUGAAGGUUUUCAGUAAAGAUUCCGUUCCCCUUAAAAAAAAAAAUCAAGAACUUUCUUUGAAGGAGAAACAACUAGCUGCAGCUACUGAUGCAGCCUGCAGCAGAUGUCGAGGUGAUUUCCUAAAAAGCGGUGUAUUCCGGGCCCUCCUCACAGGGCUGUAAAGACGCCAGCAGCUGGCUUAACAGCGGCUUCCUCCCUCUGUGGGCUGUGGAGGGCAGUGCCAUCGUUGACUGCACCGACUGUGGGCUGUGGAGGGCAGAGACAAGCGCAGACGGCACUGAAAGUUUCCUACCAACGACACCAAGAUUUCCAUCAAGUCUGAGACUCGUUCUUUCCUUUCUACCCAGCAUCUUCUGAGGGUGGUUUGGAUUCUAGCGCUGAAACAAGGAUUCCAGCAGUUCGGUGUGUGCGUGUGUGGCGAGAAAGGGUGCUGGAUGACAAAGGAAUCUUUUUUUUCCAGCGUGCCGUGCACGCGCCUGUGUUAGGAAAGGACCGCGUGUCAUCCUGGGAGAUUUACGUCAUUGUGCUUAAAAUAGAACAGGCUUACAGAGGAACCGUUGCCAAAUUCUUGCUGGAGGUUGACCUGUGCAGCAAACUUUCCGUCGCAGCUGUAGCUUUGUAGCUGCUGCUGUUUCUGCUUAUCUGGAAACGGCCGUUUGACGCCGCGUGUGUCGGAUGUUUCACACCUUCAUUUAUUCUGACAUUUGGAACAUUCAGUCGGACUGACGUUUCACAUUGCAGCCACCUACCAUUCUGGACACAAAGUCUUUCAAAAUGCGGUCGGUUUAACAGGAGGAAUUUUUUCCUGGAAAAAAAAGCAUCUGUUUGACCCUAGUGACCUGUGAUGCCAGCGCGAGUGGUGACGCGCUGUCUGUGACGUCACAGAGAAACAAGAUGGUGGGAAGCCAGGGAGACGCCCCGCAGAGGUCGGCCAUCGCACAGCUGCUGUACAAUGUCCACGGCCCGGCCAUGCUGGACCAGGGGAACACUGCCAGCACCGGCAGGGGCACUCGCCGUCGUCGCGAGUCCCGGCGGCUGAGCUUGGACAGCUGUCGCCAUCAGGAGGGCAAGACCCGGGUGUACGUCCGCUCCAAAGACCUCAACCCGCACGGACCCUUCGUCAAGGAAGCGGAUCGUUUGCGUGGCGAGGUGGAGGAGGUGCAUCGAACGCUGACUUACAUCCGGGCUGUUGUGCAGCAAGGCAAGCUGGAGAUCUUGCCAGAGACAGCAACUCUCAUCCUGGAAACAGUUAUGAAUGUGUUUACAACACUCCGGAACAUGCCAGGGGCUGCAGCUGACAGUACCUCACUGAUGUCCUGCCAGAAUAAGGUGUGCCAGAGCCUGGCCCGCCUCAUCCAGUGGACAGAUGGACUGCUUGUGGGGCCACGUGAAGCAUUCAGCAAAGAGAGUGCACAUGAAAUCAUUGAUACUUUAGCAGCUGGCAUCAAGGAAUUAAGUCAGAUGUGGAUGGACAAAAUGGCAACUCAGAAGCCAGUUUCCCAAAAAUCAUCGAGUCCAGUUGGCGGCCUGUUAGCACCACCACCAGAUGUUGUGCGGCGUGUGUCACUUCCUGAUAUCCCUCUAACGCCACGUGAACAAGAAAUACUGCACCAGACCAGCCAGCUUGAAGCAGGCAGUUACGACAACGUUGACUCAGCACGAACCUCAGCAGCCAACGAGAACUUAUUUUCCUUUGACCACGAUUGCACAGCUGGACCAAGUCCUCCCCCAAAACCUCCAUUGCCUGCGGGUGCCAACCAUCUUGUUCCCAAACUUCUUCAGCAGUCAAAAACAAGUGGUGCUGAUGUUGCCAAUGGUGAGGAAUCUUUCCCACCUCCAUUGCCAGAGAAGCGGAGGCUGCACAACAGUGAAAUGCUCUCUUCAGUUGGUUCCCAGGUUUCCAUGAGUGGCAGUCGCAGCAGUGGACAGACAACUCCUACAGGCUCGCCACACACAAGCAUGGUGACCAGUCUGUCCUCAGACCAUGCCCUCAGCACUAUUCUUUCAGGAACCCCUCUUCAGUCUCCGCAGAGCAUUUCACCUGGAAGUAGCAUGAGCUCAAACCUUAACAACUCUUCUUCAGAUGACCUAAGUGCUUGCCCUUUAGCAGGGACAAGCACUGUUGUGCUUAGCCGAUCAUCUCAUAGCAGUGUCAUGUCCAGGACCUCUAGUGAAUCAAGGAUUAUUAGUUCAUCCGUGGUGAAGCCCGAGUGUCGGGCAGGUGGCGCAGGAGGUGGUGGGAGAACAUUUGAGGAAAUCAAUGCACUAACAUCGGAAAUUAAAAAACUUACUUCCAGUAUAGAGGAUAUUCCCCCACCUCUUCCAGCCAAAAAGGGAUCGCUGCAGCGGCUAAUGUCCCAGUAUGACAACAUCCCAGAUACAAGCACACAGGUCUUUACAACAUCCUCAGUCACGUCAGCAACCUCAGUUGUCACAUCUCGGACUGUUGUCAGCAGAACGAUGGAAGCCAAGUUUUCAUCCAGCUCUACGCAGUCAUCGCUGCAGCGUGCAUCCCACAGUGGUCUGCCAUUCCCUUUUGAGGAACGAGUAUCCAGUUCAACACACGAGACAUACUCCAGCUCUGAGACCUUUUCUUCUGCCUCUCACUCCAGCACAGAAAGUUUGCCCAAACCUCCACCACUUCCUCCCAAGAAAAGACACAUCCAAGCCUACAUGCAGACCUUCGGUGCACUUACUCAGCCCUUAUCAUUAGAGUCAAUAUCACGACACUCUAUCAACUUCUAUGAGGCUCAGUGGCAACAGCACCAGAUGGAGCUGUGCCAGCCUCCCUAUCCCCGCUCCAACACCAUUUCCGUCUUUUCCGACAUCAGUUCCGACUCGUCUUUCAGCAGUGGCUCACCAGAGAGGUUUUCUGGGGGAGCUCCUGCACUGCCCGCCAAAUCUCGCAGGUCAUUUGAAGUGAACCGAAGCAGCCAGGUGUCAACUGGAUCCAGUCAGUUGGAGAGUAUAUCUCUUGGUGAAUUUUCAACCAGCAGCCACAGUCAGAGUCAUGGGGCUCUCAACCUAGUUGACCUGGAGCCCCCCAGCAGAUCAUCAUUUCCAUCAGUGGUACACGAUGUUCCUCUCCCUAAAAGCCCCACAACGCCCUUCACCCCACCUACCACUGUCAGCUCCAUCAGCACCAGCAAUGGCACCAGUCCUACAGUGACAGUCAGCGCAUCAACAAAGCCAGAAAUCCAAGGAGAUGCAGAUUCAGAUUUUGCAGAACUAAAUCCCUUGGAUGACGUGGAUGUGUCAGAUCAGCUUGUGAGAAAACGAGAGGGAGAGGACGGCCCAGAGAUCCGUGGGGGUUCUAUUGAUGCUCUUAUUGUGCAUGCCACAGCAGCAGGGAAAUCAGGCUCGGAUGGAGAUAUUACAGACCAUGAAGAGUUUAUUUACCAGGAGGCUUUCCUGACUACUUAUCGCACAUUUAUUUCCCCACGAGCCCUGAUUGAGAAGCUGCUCUAUCGUUUCCACAAAUUUCACCAUGCUGCUGAUGGCAGGAAGAAGCUGGCACGAAAUUCAUUUUCACUGCUAAUAAGGGUCAUUGACGAACUUGGGCACACAGAGUUAGAUGAGGAGGUCGUGUGCCGUCAAGUAGAGUUAGUGUAUGAGCUGCUUUGCCAGGGAGAGCUUGGACUUGCACGUCUGUUGCGGCGGAAACUUCUAGAAAAGUGCAAGAAGAAACAGGCUGUACUAGAGUUGCCUCCACCUGUUAAUCCUGUGCAGUCUAUAGACUUGUCUUCUAGUAUGCCGGACCUGCUGGCAUUCAAAUCACAUGACAUAGCUGAGCAGAUGACUUUACUUGAUGCCCAACUGUUUCAGAAGAUAGAGAUUCCUGAAGUCUUGUUGUGGGCCAAGGAGCAAUCAGAGGAGCUAAGUCCAAACCUUGCCACCUUCACCCAACACUUCAACAACAUGUCCUAUUGGUGCCGUACUCGUAUUCUGAGCCAGGAUGACUCAAAAGAACGCGAGAAGUAUCUGAUGAAGUUCAUUAAGAUUAUGCGGUAUUUACGAAAGCUCAGAAACUUCAACUCCUAUCUGGCAAUAUUGUCUGCCCUUGACUCUGCUCCAGUUCGUCGUCUUGAGUGGCAGAAACAGAAUGUUGAGGCACUGCAGGAGUUCUGUCAGCUGAUUGACAGUUCGUCAUCUUUCCGUGCCUAUCGUCAGGCCCUCGCAGAGACCGAACCUCCCUGUAUACCAUACUUGGGACUUAUUCUGCAGGACUUGACAUUCAUCAACUUAGGUAAUCAAGAUGCUCUGCCUGAUGGAAGCAUCAACUUUGCCAAGCGCUGGCAACAGUUCCACAUUCUGGACAGUAUGCGUCGCUUUAAGACAAGUAACUACUCCUUCAAACGCCAUGAGAAGAUUCAGUGCAUGAUGAAUAACUUUGAGGACUUCCUUGGAGAAGAGAUCUUGUGGCAAAUAUCACAGAAGAUCAAGCCUCGACCUACUCCCAAAAAACAGGACCAUGACUCUCUGUCUUGAUGAUGAGUUUUAGUUUGGCUUACAUCAUUUGCGUAUUGCGCCCAAAGCCUAUUUCCUCCAGAAUACGAUGUGGGAAUUGAAAACCCUGUGAUUGAUGCACAAGGUGUUUCAACUAGUGCUGCAGUUAUUGGAUUUUUCUGCCGUGAUGUGCAUUUAAACCCUUGUCAGUGCAUAUACACACAACCGACAUUAAAUCAGGCAUUUUUUCAUUUCUCCUUGAGAAUGAAAUUCGUCUAAAUCAUCAUACUGGUCAUUUUCUAUUUAAACCAAAUUCAUACUUGACAUUAUUUAAAAGUCUCUUUUUUUAAAAAAAAAAACGUUUUUUAAUUCAUGCACAGGGUAUUUGAGUGAUUCUACCAGAUGACGUGCAUCUUUUGCAAAAGAUCAAAGUUAUCAGUGGCGUAAUCACCAUGAUCUCAUGUUAUUCAGUAAAUAGUAAUGGGGAUGCAGUGGCCAAAGCAGAGCACUGCACAUUCUUUUGAAUAGAUGUUUCUGUUGCACAUAGAACAGUCAUGUCCAGAUCCUGCUUGGCAAAGCACAAAUGUGAGAUACAUCAACAGGAGAGAAUUUCAAAAAGUCGUGUGCCACCUGCCAAGUCUGUUGUUCACUUCUUUCCUAUAGGCAGUGGCAGGUUUCAACAGCCAGGGGACAUAAUGGACUUUGACAGAGCAUGUGCAAGCCAAGAAAUAUAGGAGUGGUGUCUCAUAUUAGUGAUGCACGUAGUGUUUUGUCACCUGAUGAUUUCAUGUUCUGUGCUGAGACAAGUGAUUGGAUUCAUUUUGCAUAGAAAAGCUUGUGUGAAAUAGGGACUGAGACUGUGGCGAGAGACACGCUACCUAUUUUUAUCUGAAUAACUGAUAAUUUUACAAGUACAGGCCAUGUGCUUUCCAUAGCAGGUUCUGCUGUACACAACUCACCAUUUUGUGAUCUGUGCAAGUUCAGAAGUGAGAUGGGAGGAGUGAAAGAUAGUUGGUACAAGAGAAAACAGCAACAUUUGUACAUGCUGCCAUCAGGCUCAUUUGUUCACUGCUGCUUUGGGCUUAUGUCCCACAUUCAAAUCUCAGAAAACAACAAAAGGAGGAAGUUCUUUUGUGAAUCACCACAAGUGGCAGUCAUGUUGGUAGGCUUGUCACAAAGGGCAUCAUCAAGGAUGUUUUUAGGCUCGUCUCAGACACGUCAUCAGGUAAUAUUUUAGGGAAGCCGACCAUGUGAGAAGCUGGUACAGCGUACCGGAUAUGCAAAUAAUUGUUGUAAUAAUGUAAACAAAGAUUAAUUUAUGCAUAAGAAAGACUUGCUCUAUGGCCAUUUUCUGCUUUGUUAAGAAUUAGCAUUAACAGGUGUCGUGCAGUCAGUGUUCAACAGCGCUUGUGCUAGCAGUUCUAUGGACCAUCCUUCAGCAUAUGGACAUUUGUCUCCAGCAGAAUUUCUUUUGAAUAACCAUGUGAGCAAUAGGGAUUAAAAUUACUUGAUAAUGUUAGGAUGAUUCUAAGGUACAUCAUUUUGACUCUCAUCAUUUGGCAUAGUAAUAUCAGUGAUGGCACAGUAAUAGCAUGGACUUAUUCAGCAAAGGGGCAGACUAGCUGCUGAAAAAUUUGGUGUUAUUUGAUGUCUAUUCAUUUGCUGUCUAUACCAAGUCUCUCAGGUGUAACUAGUUGAUGUGACAUGCUGAAGUGUUAGAAACACAACAAAAGUAUUUAUAUUGUAACAAUACAACAUUUUACAAACUUUAGCAUUUUAAAAAGAUCAUUGCAGGCCAUAAAACAGCAUUACUUAUGCAGGAACAGUUACAAAAAUAACUAUGAUUAUGAACAGGUCCCUAAAAUUCACACUUUCUUCCUCUGUUAUAGUAACUUUACACCUUUAUCUUGAAUAUUGCUAUUACUGAAACUUUAUCAUUAGUAAAAGAAGGGGUAAUAAGUUUGAUUCUUUAGCCCUUAAAUUUCCAUGCACAUUCAUUGCAACAUAGCUGUAAUUGAGGCUGAGGUAGAGCUGUGUGGCCCUACUGCUUAAUUUGUUUUUCCACUUGGCUUCAGCUCUUGUCACCCAUUGCAAAUUACAUGCCUACCAUUACUUUGACAAAAAUAUUUGCAAGAUCUUUACAUGUAACUCUAUUUGUGAGAAUUUUUGUUAUUAUGAUGUGGAGAUUUGAAAAGGGAAGAAAUUCUUGGAGAUCUAUUUAAAUAGUCAUGAAUAUUAAAAAAGUAAGGAUUUGUGGACAGCCAGAGAACAGAAAUAUAAGUGAGUUUUGGUGUGUUUGGAUUUGAAAAGACUUGUAAGGUUCAGAUGUUUAUAAAUACUCAAUGAAGCAUCAAGUCAAACUGAUCAGCAGAGAUAAUAGCAAUAACAGUUUGCUAUAUCUCUUCAAAGGACGUUCAUUUGCAGUCUAUUAUAAAGUGAGAUUUUUUUUUUUUUUGAAUUCUUUUCUGAAUUUUUGUUUUAAUGAUAGGGGCCAAACUAUGGCAUUUUUAGUUUUUUCCUCCCAUGUGUUCAAAAAAAAAAAAAAAGUAAGUAGCUAGGGUUACAUCAAAAAUCUUAGUUUGUGACAGUAAAAUUUGAUGUAUCAAUGGUAACUGUCAUGCACUAAUGAUCCCAAUUUGAUCUGUUGCUUUAAUAGUUCAAAGACAUUACAGAAUUUCAAUAUAGUGAGUUUUUGUUCAUUUCAUGAUAAAUCCUAAUCAGUAGGUUGGAAACCUUAUCCCUAACCAUUUUCUAAGAAAUUGAUGUUCUCCAUCAAACCCUUGUGAGUACUUAACAGAUUUCAUCUGAUAUUUGAUGUGUGAACAAACUGUUCCAACAGCAUUUCCUUUCCAUCUUAUUAAAGAAUAUUUAUAGAACACUGAGUGUAUGUAAUGUGGAUGCUGUUCUGUCUUCUCUAAAUACCAACUUUUAAAUUUCAGAAUGCAGGUAUGCUAAUUAUCUUAAGUAAGAUGGUUCCACAUAUCAAAACUACUUACCUUGCAAACCCCAUCUUUUCACAAAAUAGUCGCCAUUGGCCUGAAACAGUGGAAUGGUGCAAAUAAAUGAGAUACAAGCUGCAAAGAAAAGGCAACAUGAAGUGUAUAUUUAAAUUUACCUGUUUUGGAUAGCAGAUCUUUAUCUGUAGGUGGACUUGUCUGCAAGACAUUAUUGUCAGCUGCACGUGUGGUCUGCAGUACAAACUUUUUCUUGCACACCUGAUCUGAUCUCCAGAAAAGCAUGUAGGAAAAGAAAGUUCUUUUAGACACAGGAUUCCAGUUAUGGAAUCUGAGCUGCAGUUUUUAGUUGCAGUAGGCAAGUGUCAGUGAGUGAAACAAGAUGCACAUUUGUGUGUUUGAUGUUAAAUACUUUAGUGUUUUUAAAACUGUUGCUGUGAUUUUUGUGUAUGUUUUCAGAAUGUUCACAUGUACUUGUACAGUUGGUUUUGUUUUUUUUUCAUCAGAGUGACAAUUAUUAACUCACAAUGACUAUACACUUGCAGUAAUAACCUUCGUAAUAUAUAGUUGAAGUCAGCUGAAACAAAUGAUACUCUUCCAGUCUGGUGAAGGAACUACUUUUAUUUGUAGACAAUUGAGCCAAACCAAACUUCUGAAGCCACGUUUACUGUAGCACAUAUGCCUGUACCAAGAGAUCACCAAGUCUUUUGGUUGGCUUGUUGCUACCAAGUUCAAGUUUGCAUAAUACAAAUGUAAUUGAUUUCUUGAGUAAAGAACUAUCAUACACAAAACUGUUCUUUGCAGUCACUGUCUCCAUGCUAUCCACCUUCUGCCUCCUUGUGUUUCAGUACCCAAAACAAAAAUAACAGGUUGAUGCUGAUAAAUAUUUAGUAAAAACAGAACGUUUCAGGCAAAGUUCUGUUGCAACAGUUUGUCACACUUGAUUCUAGAUAAUGUUUUACAGAUGUGCCAGCACAAAUUUAGGUUGCUAUUGCAAACAAGCAGAUGUAAAGAAAGGUUGAGGAGGAGUCAUGUGAGAUGUAAAACAUCUGUAAAUCAGUUUGGUGAUCGCUGGCACAGUUUGGCUAGCCUUUUCCAUAUAGAUGAACAACUUACAGAGUUAACCUACUUAUUUGCCCCUGUGUGUUCCCAAUCUGCUUUUUUUCCCUGCAGCCUCUCCCUGUGUAGAUUUGAAAUAAAGUCUCGUUUUACAAAAUGGUCCCGAAAACUUUAUCCCCUAUUCUUGUCAGUGUUUCUGGUUAUACACAGGUGUAAUAAGUAUUUGUACAGUUGUGGUGACAGCCUCGUUCUGCAUAUCAUUCAGGAGUGACUUUCAUAUGCCAUCUCUUAGAUGACCUUUGUGGUUGUCAUGGCAACAGGAUGUAUGCAAUACUUCUUUUAAUUUAUAGAAAAAAUGAAUGCAGAAAAAAACAGAGGGACAGCAGCCACUGUGCAAGACCUUAGUGACAAGGAUCACUGUCAGAAUUUCCGAUCAGUUCUAUUAAUGAGCAGCAGACUCCAUAGGUAAAUGAUUCACUCUUCAGAAGCAAUUGUUUCAUUGAAGCUAUUGCAAAAGAGUAAGCACAGUAGCAUCAUGAAGUCUAGUUGCAUUGAUGGUUAUUGUAUAAUUACCCAUCUGGGAUAAUACAAUGCAACUGUUAUGAUUCAAAAGAUAACCCUCUUCUGUUGAAAUAAGUUCAGCUUCUGCCUCUCUUGUCAAGAAAUAAAAGUGCUCAUUAUCAUAA